CAUAACCUCCAUCAGCAUAACACUCCCUCACCAUCAUCACACACACACACACACAUAUACACACACAAUCUCCACCGCUAUCGCCAGUCUCAGCCACCACCACCACCACCAUCUCCCCCACCGAUCAUACUGCCCCACCAUCGUCAUAGUUCACACCAACACCGCCAUAUACACCACCACCACCACCACCACCACCACAUGCCAUAAUUAUCAGAGACAAUACUACCACUUACAUUGCCCCGACCACACAUCUUCGGCACCAACCUCAUCACCAUUCAUCCCCGGCUCCUCUCUACAAUCACCACACAUCGCCAGAACACACUUCUGUCACCGCAUACGAACACUACACCACAUACACACCGCCACCGGAGCCACAACCACUAUCCCAGCCACCACCCACCACCACCGCUACUACCACCGCCACUACAACCAAUCACCACACACACACACACACAUACACACACACACCCUACCACUACCACCAGCCAUCGCCACAAUCACCACCGCCACCACCACUACCACCAGCAGCAGCCUGCACGUGAAGUGUCCCCCCUCCAGUCCAUCCAGCGUGGUAGAGGUGGCAGUUGUAUAUAUCAGAAGUGUGUUGGACAGCCACCCGUGUACAAGAAAAUCGGGUGGCUAAUACAGUGGUCAGUUAACUGUGAUUCAACAACAACAGACACCGGCAGCCACCCGGGGUAGCUGAGAUAUUCUAUGGUUACAAGAGAUGAUGGCUGCACAAGAGAAAAUCUCUCGCCUGGUGUGAAGCAGUAAUCCAAAGAAUAGCAGCAUGCAACACUGUCCGAUUUAUGGUUUUAUCAUUCAAUUCAAGUCAGCAUAGAAUGAAGAAUGAGGUCACCUGUAUACAGUCUGUUAGGUGUGCUCUCACUCAUUACCAUUAUCAAUUCUGUCCAUGGAAUUAAGAGCAAUAGAGACAACAUUACCAGCAACCAAGUGCUGGCACCCAAUCCGCAGCCAAUCCGAGAUAAUCCACUAAGAAAUCCAUGGACAACACAUUGUGCAACAAACUGCACAUGUGAUGUGGUUUCUUAUGCCAACUAUAAGAAUCUAAAAACAAUUAACUGCAGUAACAGCAAUUUGGUUUCAAUGCCAAAUAUCUCCAAUAACUUAGCAGAAGCUUUUCUAUUGUCCAAAAACAAAUUUAAAAUUGUCCAAGAAUUACCUCACCUGAAAAAUCUGAAAAUUCUUGAUCUCUCCUCCAGCCAGAUUAGUAAAUUUAAGAGUCACUGGCAGUUCUUCCUUUAUGGAUUACUUGAAGUAUUAAAUUUACAUAAUAAUUUAUUAAAAACUUUGCAGGAUGGUGCUUUCACAGGACUGAAAAACCUUAGGGUAUUAGACUUGUCUUAUAACCGGCUGCAUUCAAUUGGAAAAGAUGCAUUUGGAGGAUUGAAUAAUCUUCAAGUCUUAAAUUUAGAAGGUAACGGAUUAACAUCAGUGAACCCUGACUGGUUUCAGAGAAUCAAAUCUGUUAGUGAGCUCCUUUUAUCGAAGAAUGAUCUGAGAAAGCUGACCGAUGAUGUAUUCAGGGAGUUGCCACUUCUUUCAACCCUUAAUUUAACUGGCAACCAAAUCAGAGUGAUAGAAGUAAAUGCUUUCCGAGGGUUGAGUAAACUGUGUGUGUUAAAUCUGUCCAAUAACCGACUUACUAAUAUCCCUUCACAGGAGGUAAGGCCUUUGCCCAGCCUGGAUAUUUUGAUAUUAGACGCAAACUCUUUUGAAACGGUAAAGUCAGAGGAAUUUCACCAUCUCAACAUAAGUGAGAUAUCACUAAGUUUUUUACCCCUUCUGAAAAGUAUUCAAAACAAUUCAUUCCACCACCUGCCAAAACUGACUAUCCUGCAAAUGCAUGAUAAUAAAAAUUUGCUCUUCAUCCAUCCAACUGCCUUCAGCCAGGUGCCGAAUCUCCAGAAACUCUAUCUGCACAAUAACAAGUUGUGGGCACUACCUUACACGCUAAAAGCAAGCCUUCCAAAUUGCACUAACAUUCACUUGUAUCACAACCCACUGAGGUGUGACUGUAAUAUCCACUGGAUCUUAAAGGAACUAGCUAGCACUGGUAACAAAAGCAGAAUAGAGUUCCAUGAUGCUAACAAAAUCAUCUGUGAUUUCUCAAACAACAAAACGCUGCUGAGUAAGAUCCGUGUGAAUGAAAUCCCAGAAUCCUGUCCUCCGACAACACUUCCUUCAUUUCCAAAACACUUUGAAACUUCUAUAGGGGAACCAAUUUCACUAGAAUGUUUAGCCAUUGGUGUACCCCUGCCACAAAUCCAUUGGUUAGUGGGCAAAGGAGCCAAAAAGAACCAAACUAAUCCGGAAAAACAAACUGAAAUCAAUAAUGGUCUAUACUACGUCCGAUUUGCACGUCUCAACAAUUCAGGGAGUUACAAAUGUGUUGCGGAAAAUAUCAAGGGUAAUGACACAAGAUCUGCGUCAGUCGAAGUCUUAUCAGGUCGGCUAAACAUUAUAACUGGCAAGACUUCCAAUACGUACAUCACAAUUAUUCUCAAUGGAAGUGAGUCACUCAUGCUACUGGACAAAUAUCAAAUCCACUACAAGGAAAGUGUCAAAGACAGUGAAUACAAUGUUAUUUACCUGAAAUCACGCAUGCAUCGUUGCACAAUAACGGGAUUGAAGCCACACACCAUGUAUGAGUUGUGUAUUUUAUACCAAAUCAACUCAGAACUGCUAAAACUUCAUUGUAUAAAUGUAACGACAAAACUUGAAGGAGACAAAUCUGGAAUUACCAAGAUUGUAGAUGUCAAGGUGGUGAUGGGAAUUAUUGUGGCAAUUAGCGUCACACUUACAGUCAUCUGCUUCAUUGCAGUUGCCAAGCGCUUCCGGAAAAGAAAAGAAUAUGAAGAACCAUUCGGUCAUGACAGAAUGGAGCCUCUGUCCCAUAUUCCUCUGGAAAACCUCUACCAUCCUCCCAGUACACCAAUCUGUUCAUCAAGGACAUCUCUCAUCUCACAUUCUCAAGCUUGACCAUUUCAAAAUUUCCCAAAGUUCAUAAAACUCCAUGUGAAAUUUUCUAAAGAACGCACCAAAUUUUCCAAAACCUUCAAUGCAAAGCUAUAAAUCAAGGCAAUAAUAAAAUGUGUUUUGUUUGUAAUGUCCCAUAAAAAGCAAUCUAUGUAACUAAAUACAUGUAUCAAACUAUUUCUUCAUCUGACAAAAAAAAUAUAUAUAUAUGAAUAAAGAUUUUCUUUUAAAUCUU
Messenger RNA from Octopus sinensis (East Asian common octopus), 3235 nucleotides. Its product is annotated as leucine-rich repeat neuronal protein 1. Lineage: Eukaryota; Metazoa; Mollusca; Cephalopoda; Octopoda; Octopodidae. Bases 850 to 3003 code for a protein of 717 amino acids. The transcript has 2 exons. Gene Ontology annotation, molecular function: protein binding. The record is from RefSeq and is a predicted model, not a curated record.